CAUAUAUAUAGGUGUAACUCACAGUCUACCCCACCUUCUAUCCUCUUGAAGCCAUCAUCAGUUGCCAGCAUCACCAUGCAAGCUAUUGUAUUGCUGUGUCUGUUUGGAGCAGUGUUCGUCCACGCUAAUGAUUAUUCAUGGAAUGGACCUGGCACAAACAAGGACAAUAGAGGCGUCGAUAUCAAUGAAGAAAAUGUGUGUGUUACGGACCAGGCAUCGUGUGGCUGCUGUCUGAUGCAGCAACAGAUACACAGGAUGAAGACGUUCUUCAACAUGAGCCUCAAUGAGCUGGAGAAGCAACUGAUAAACACAAAGACCGUCCUCAACAAUAUCAGAGCCAGCCGCAGUGCCUUCUCUGUCGCUCUAACCAGUGAGAGCAAUUUGAAAUGCUUUGGUCCCUUCCGUGACGACAAUCUCAUCGUCUACAAACAUGUCUUCAUCAACCUGGGGGAUGGCUACAGUGCAGAGACCGGUAUCUUUACUGUUCCCCGCUCUGGUGUCUACAGCUUUGCCCUCACCGUCUACAGUGACGCUGGUGCCCCUGGUAACUCCCUGGCCGCCUGCGCCACUCUGCAGGUGAACGGCAAUGUGGUUGCAGGACCCAGAGAGAAAAAUAUGCAAGACCAAGAGGACAGUGCCACUAUAGUUGUAGCCCUCCACCUGACAGCUGAGGACAAGGUGGCUGUCAACCUGCCCAUUGGAUGUUUCCUCUGCGAUGACAAAAGCCACUAUAACACUUUCACUGGUUUUCUGCUGUAUGCUACUGACUAAGUUAGGGAAAUGUAGCUACUCUGUGAUUUGUACCAAACCCUUGCCCUACUGACAAGGUUUGAGUCUAAUAAUCUUUCUGUGGUGACAGUUGUGCUUUGUAGCCCUUAAUGUAUAUCUGCUCUGUUGUAUUCUCAUCCAUCCCAACAUUAAGAUCACAUAUUUAUUUUGCUUGUUUUAUUUCAUCGUGUUCCUCUGUCCUCACAUCCAAUAUUAUCGUCUGAAAAUUUCAUAAUGCUGUAUGUUCAUGUCACUAUUGUCAAUAUUCUGACCCUCCUCAUAACUGAUGGAUGUCAUGCAGUCUGUCAAUCUGUCAUUUACUUAUUUUAUGUGAUCGAAAUUGGGAUGGAAAUAUGUAAUGUACCUGUAAAAUUACAAGAAAAUAAAUCAGGAUAUUGAACAAAAAA
This is a messenger RNA of Dicentrarchus labrax (European seabass), 1175 nucleotides long. Its product is annotated as cerebellin-4-like. Gene Ontology annotation, molecular function: protein binding. NCBI's taxonomy places the organism in Eukaryota, Metazoa, Chordata, Actinopteri, Moronidae. The transcript is spliced from 4 exons. The coding region runs from base 76 to 771 and encodes 231 amino acids. The record is from RefSeq and is a predicted model, not a curated record.